Molecule: messenger RNA, 1460 nt
Organism: Spodoptera littoralis (African cotton leafworm)
Lineage: Eukaryota; Metazoa; Arthropoda; Insecta; Lepidoptera; Noctuidae
Source: the annotation of a GenBank genome assembly
AUGGUUUACAUCAAUGAAUUAAUAGGAGACUUCGGGAGAUAUCAUUUCUGGCUAUGUUUUAUUGUGUUUUUGAGCAGAUUCAAUGUGUCGUUCCACCAAUUGGCAAUCAUAUUUCUAACGGCUCCAGUUGAGCACUACUGUCCAGGAACAAACAAUACAUGUUGUAACGAUCCCGUGUUCAAUACGACUGUAUUCAAAAGAACUAUAAUUACUGAAUGGAACUUGAUAUGCGAAAGUGAUUGGUUCAAAGAUUUAACUCAAACAAUUUUUCAAUUUGGCGUAUUUUGCGGAAGUCUGUUAUUUGGAAUUACCUCUGACAUUUAUGGGAGAAGACCAACUUUGAUAGCAUCGAUAAUAAUAGAAAUAUUUGCCGGCAUCAUGUCAUCAUUUUUACCAGAUUUUUGGAGCUUUUCCUUCGCCAGAUGGGUGGUUGGUAUUGCUAAUGGUGGUUGUAUAAUCAUAGCAUUCGUGAUCGUGAUGGAAUAUGUUGGUAGCGGCAAAAGAGAUAUAGUGUCCAUAUUGAUUCACAUACCGUUCACGAUUGGCAACAUGGUAGUGGCGGGAAUUGGAUACCUGAUAAGAGAUUACUCGUAUUUUCUACUCUUCAUAUCAGUCUCAAACGUCAUAUUAUUGUUUUACAUUUGUUUAAUACCAGAAAGCCCAAGAUGGUUAUUAGUUGUUAAUAAAACAGAAGAAGCCAUUUUAUUAAUGGAAAAGGUCGCAAAAAUUAAUAAAUUGCCUACGGAACACAUAAGAAGGAAAAUGGAAUUUUAUCAAUUAGAGCACAGAACUUCGAAACCGCAAAGUACUGCUUUAGACCUGUUCCGUACUCCAAACCUGAGAAGAAACAUUACUGUAAUGUCGUUUAUCUGGCUCAUUGCAGCUACUGCUUCUAUGGAGUUUCUUUUUACAUCAGUCACCUGACAGGCGAUAUAUUUAUAAAUGUCUUGGCCUCCGGAGGCGUUUGUACCUGUGCAACUAUUAUUAGCAUACCUCUAAUCAACUUUUCCAAACGCAAAACUGUUGUGAUCUUGGGAAACGUUAUAUGCAGUUUGUGUUUACUUGCAAUAGGUUUUGUUCCGGAAGGCAAAGUGUCUUUGGUUGUCGGAUGCUUAGGAGAAAUGCAGUGUUACAUUAUCUUCAUUGUGAUUUAUUUGUAUGGUUCCGAAAUGUUUCCCACGGUAGUUCGUAAUGCGGCUAUUGGUAUAUGUUCCAUGAUGGCUCGAGUAGGAGCUAUGAUCGCACCCUUUGCUGCUAACUUAAGACCCUAUGGAAAAUGGUGUUCGCCAGUUGCAUUUGGUAUUUUUCCAAUGAUAUCGGCAUUACUUUGUUUACUAUUUUUACCUGAAACAAAAGAUUGUGAACUGUUGAUGACAAUAGAUGAAGCAGAGGCUGUAGGAAACAACAUGGAAGUUCCAAGACUAGACAAUGAUCUUGAUAUCGAAGAAAGCGAAGUUUGA